Molecule: messenger RNA, 1127 nt
Organism: Colius striatus (speckled mousebird)
Lineage: Eukaryota; Metazoa; Chordata; Aves; Coliiformes; Coliidae
Gene: SMIM7
Product: small integral membrane protein 7
Exons: 5
Coding region: 173-400 (75 amino acids)
Source: RefSeq, a predicted model, not a curated record
CGGGAGGCGUGUCCGCCGCAGCCCAGGCCGGGGGGCGGUUCGCUGUCCCGCCGCCGCCUCCGCAGGGUGACGGGCGCGGAGCCGCAGCCCCGGGGCCGGCCGGCGUCACGCCGGGGUCACGCCGGUUCCCGCCGCGCCCGCCUUUUCCGCUUCCGCCGCCGGAGCCGCCGCCAUGAUCGGGGACCUGCUGCUCUGCGGGACGCUGCUGGUGAACGCCGGCGCCGUGCUCAACUUCAGGCUGAGGAGGCGAGACACGGAGGGCUUCGGCGAGGAGUCGAGGGAACCUACGACCGGUGACAAUAUCAGAGAGUUCUUGCUGAGUCUCAGAUAUUUUCGAAUCUUCAUUGCCUUGUGGAAUGUCUUCAUGAUGUUCUGCAUGAUUGUGUUAUUUGGAUCUUGAAAGCCAUCCAGAAAUACGCCUGUUGACGUGGAAGAGACUUUUGGCUGGGAACACAACUUUUCUAUAACGUAAAAGAUAAUAACGCUUUCAAAAUACAGCCUGUUUUUCAGUACAAAUUGUUAACGUGCUCAAGGGACAAGACACACUCAUCCUCUUCAGCCAGUUGUGUCGGAAUGUGUACACCCUGGUGCACUUGCUGCUGGGGGGAGCUUGAGCCUUUAGGCCUUUUGAGCCAGAAUCUUACAAGAGAAAUAAUUUCAGCUUUCCUGAAAUAAAGAGGAAACUCACCAUUGUUUUGCCAGGCUCAGAGCGUGGUGCCUGGUGUGCAGGGCAGAACUGGAGUGAAGACCACAGGUUUUAAAGUAGGUGUUUAGUCACUGCCAGCUCCUGCUGUGUCUGCUAAUGUCACCGUUGUGUGGGGUACUUGGAAGCUGCAGCUCUUGAUUCUCAUGUUUAUAAAGCAAAGCAUUGGUUUAAGUCCUCCUUGUUCCAUUUGGCUUUGUUGGAGAAACAGAAAGAGGAGGAUUUAAAAAAAUGAGAUUCUCACCUUCACAGUUUUUCCAACAAAAUGCUUUUAAAAUUCAGAGGAUUUUUUUCCUAAGCAAUAUGCGGGAGGUUUCGAAUAGGGAGCAAAGCAAAAAGAAUUCUACAAGCCCAUCAGAGGAGGAGCUGUGGAAUAAUCUUGGAUUUGGUUGAAUAAAGUUGUUCUAUUUAAGGGUAAAAUGUA